GUGUAGAUCAUGAAUAUGGAACUUGAGGAAUCGAAUCCAUUAUAUAAAGCAAGUCCCCACACCAAUAUUUCAUUUUUCUCGAAACUCACUAAUGAAGCAAAAACUCCACACCAACAUUUCAUUUUUCUUAUUAUAAAACCUUACCUUCCCACCACUCUCAAUCAUUUCAAAACUACUGCCCUUUUUUUUUUCAAAAACUCUCUCCCUCUCAUACUCUCACUCCCCGGAAUUAAACAGAAUCACUCAGAAAUCAUUCAGGAUUCGGAAAUGUCUGACACAUCGAAACAUUACAAGAAAACGUUUCAUCGCAGAAACGAUUCUGAUGAAGAGCUUGAUGUGUUUGAGGCAGCCAUGUAUUUCUCAGGCUAUAAUGAAAAUUCUGUUGCUGCAGCUUAUAACACACAGAAAAUUUUGAAAGAUGAUCAUAGGCAGUAUCCCUGGAAAGGUGGCAGAAAGAGUUUAGACUUACCGAUGAGGCCGAAUCAAGUACUACCGCAGCAGGCGCAUCAUCACACGGUGGAAAAGCAAAUUUUGAAAGAGAAGAAAUACAAGCAACCGAGUUCACCAGGUGGCAGACUAGCUAGUUUCUUGAAUUCAUUGUUCAAUCAAACGAGUUCGAAAAAGAAGAAAUCAAAAUCCGCUGCACAGUCGAUGAAAGAUGACGACGAAAGCCCGGGUGGAAGAAGAAAAAGAAGAAGCAGCAUUAGUCAUUUUAGAAGUUCAAGCAUUACUACUGAUACAAAGUCUCUAUAUUCCUCUUCAAGUUCGGGUUUUCGAACACCACCUCCUACAAAGAAUUACAGAAGCAACUCAGAUCAUACACAAAUCAUUUCAUUGCCAAAGCAAAAUGGAAAUGCAAAAUCCACAGGCUUAUUACUGUCUGAUAUUGACAAAAAGAACACAGACUUAUUAUGUGAUCCGAAAACAAAGAACCUCGAUAAUCAUCGAGUUUCAGAGAAUGAUCGGAUUUGGAACGAGAAGGAAUUUAGAAAGUUUGACGCUGUAGAUGAUGGAGCUGAGAGUGAUUCAAGUUCUGAUUUGUUUGAGUUACAAAACUAUGACUUGGGCAUCUAUUCAAGUGGUCUGCCUGUGUAUGAGACAACACAUAUGGAUAACAUCAAAAGGGUAGCACCAAUUUCGAAUGGCAUUCUCUCAAAGAAUUAAUGUACAAUUAUUUUUUAAUUUUUAUUUUUGUUUGUGAUUGUUUCUUUUUGGGUUAAUGUCAAAAAAAUCACGAAUUUUAUAUAUUUUUUCAUUUUAA
Molecule: messenger RNA, 1261 nt
Organism: Mercurialis annua (annual mercury)
Lineage: Eukaryota; Viridiplantae; Streptophyta; Magnoliopsida; Malpighiales; Euphorbiaceae
Product: protein BIG GRAIN 1-like E
Exons: 1
Coding region: 10-1164 (384 amino acids)
Biological process (GO): auxin-activated signaling pathway
Source: RefSeq, a predicted model, not a curated record